Molecule: messenger RNA, 2605 nt
Organism: Candoia aspera
Lineage: Eukaryota; Metazoa; Chordata; Lepidosauria; Squamata; Candoiidae
Gene: TMC4
Product: transmembrane channel like 4
Exons: 17
Coding region: 313-2280 (655 amino acids)
Cellular component (GO): plasma membrane
Molecular function (GO): mechanosensitive monoatomic ion channel activity
Source: RefSeq, a predicted model, not a curated record
AAUGCAUUGAGUGAUAUUGUGGAUCAUUUGCAGCCAUGGAAGAAGAUUUCAGGGAACGCAGUUUGAGGAGCAGAGAAGAUGAAGCAGAUAAGCUAUGUUGAAUCACCUGGGGAACUUAAGAGAUCAGAUUGCUUCAUACAAUUUUGGGGCUGACAGGCAAUCCAUCAGUCUCAAGAUUUCCUCCAUGGGUCCGGCGGGGGCCUCCAGGUCUCCCCAUCUCUCUUUCUCCAUCUACCAAGCAAUCAGACGCUACGUUUUCGUGGCAAAAAGGCAGCAGCUUGGGAAGCGGCUUGGGAGGGGGCACCAGUGCCCAUGGUGGACCCCCACGGAUUGGUCCCAGAGGUGUUGCUGGAAGAAGGGGAAGAAAUCCGACCUCUAAAGGAGAUGCCUCUCUGCCUGGAGGAGAAACGCAAGCUCAGAAUGCUGCAGAAGCAGGCUGUAAAGCAACUGAGCGGUUGGCAACUUUGGCAUGCAGAGAAGUUGAAGACACUGCGCCGUCUCCGGAGUCAGGCAGGCAUAGCCGUCUCCUCUGCUGCGAUGUGGCGGGGCACUCUGCACCACAUUGAAGGCCACUUUGGAACAGGGAUCCAAUCCUAUUUUAACUUCUUGCGUUUCUUGGUCCUGAUGAAUUUUGCUGCUUCCUUGCUGGUGGUGGGAUUUGUGAUUGCUCCAAAUGCUGCCUUUGAAGCUCUACACCUCAAUUGGACAAGCCAACCAAACAGCAGUUUGGUGAACGCACGAUGUCAACAAUACAAUCCGACCCCUCAAGGCUUGGUCAGCUACUUUUCCUAUCUUAUGGAUCUUCUGUCAGGCAAGGGAUUCAUAGAACAAACCUACCUGUUCUAUGGCUACUAUCCAAAUUUGGCUGUCAGCUUUGUCAGCUUCUCCUAUGACAUCCCCCUUGCUUAUCUCCUCACAACACUCUUCUACCUCCUCUUCUGCCUAGCCUGGAUUGUUCGGAGGUCAGUCCUCUGUCUCAAACAAAGCCUGGUUAGUGAAGACACAUCCCUUGCAUCCUACAGCAACCAAGUCUUUGCUGGCUGGGAUUUCAACCUGAUGCAAAAGGACAUGGUGCAGUUAAAGCACAAAAGCAUUCGCUACGAGCUACGGAUGGACCUGGAAGAAGCCGCUUUCUGCAAGCGCCAGGCAGAGUUGACCACGUCCCAGCGUGUUGGCCUCUAUCUCCUGCGAAGCCUUCUCAACGUCCUGGUCUUAGUGCUUUUGGGAGGCUCCUUCUACUGCAUCUAUCUGGCGACGAGCUUUUCCCAGGGGCUGCUGGGAAAAACAGACUCUUCUGAGAAAGGUCAGUACUUCCUGGAACUGCUGGUGGCUUAUCUCCCAUCCAUUGUCAUCACAGCUGCCAAUCUCCUUAUCCCGAUGAUCUUCGAGGUCCUUGUUCCGCUCGAGAAAUACCCACUCAGCUUUCAAAUCAAAAUCACCCUUCUCAGGAAUGUUUUCCUGCGUUUUGCUAGCCUAAUUGUGGUCCUCAUCACACUGUGGGGCCAGAUCACCUGUAAUGGGGACCUGCAGAAAUCAGAGUGUCAGAACUGUGGUUAUAAUAAUCAUCUUCACCCGUGCUGGGAGACUUCGGUGGGGCAAGAAAUGUACAAGUUGAUGAUCUUUGACUUAGUGAUCACACUGCUUGUGAUACUGUUUGUGGAGUUUCCCAGAAAGAUGUUGGUGACUUACUUGCCCUCCUGCCCCUUGAUCAAAUGGUGGGGGGAACAGGAAUUCAUGGUGCCUGGCAACAUUUUGGACCUGGUGUACGGGCAGACCUUGUGCUGGACAGGAGCCCUUUUCUGCCCUCUUCUGCCGGUGCUCAACACCAUCAAAUAUAUUGUUGUCUUCUACCUGAAAAAGCUCACCCUUUACGCCAACUGCCGUCCAGCUGAACGUACAUUCCGUGCUUCAAGCUCCAACUAUUUUUUCCUUUUGAUUUUGCUCCUGGGUCUCACCAUAUCCUGUGUUCCAGCCCUAUACAGCAUCUUUGUCCUGCCCCCUUCAAAAGCAUGUGGCCCAUUCCGAGAUGAACCCACUAUGUGGAAUGUUGUCAGCAAGGCUGUGUCAGAGUUACCAAUGGCUACCCAAGACUUCUUGAGGUUUCUGGGCUCAGUUGCCUUUGCUGUGCCCUUGUUCCUGAUUCUGAGCAUCCUCAUGUUCUAUCUCAAGGCCCUGGCCAACUCAUACAGUUCCAUGGUCAAAGGUCUCAAAGGACAGCUCCGUCUGGAGGGUCAGGACAAGCUCUUCCUCGUGAAACGGAUUUCAGAACUGAGUCAGUGAAAGAAAAGAAAUACAUACCAGGAUACACCUUUUUCACCUUAUUCAAAAAUACUUCAGGAUGUCACCAAUGCUUUUAUGUUAUGGGUUUUUUAAUUGUACUGCAGCAAUGCACUACUGUGGCUUCCAAGUUCCUCUGAAAAUUGUUGCUCCAUUAUAAUUUUUAAUGUGACAGAAGGGAAAACGUAUUAAAUAAGGAGCAAUUAUAUUUAAAUUUAGCUUUAAUGAACUAGCAGCUGGGCGACUUGGAUGCUCAAACUUUGAAAUACUGAAACCUCCUAAAAUAAUAAUUUGUGGAACUCAAUUAAAAUUAAUGAUUUCAUCAGGA